Molecule: messenger RNA, 3928 nt
Organism: Daucus carota subsp. sativus
Lineage: Eukaryota; Viridiplantae; Streptophyta; Magnoliopsida; Apiales; Apiaceae
Product: DNA ligase 4
Exons: 27
Coding region: 97-3636 (1179 amino acids)
Biological process (GO): double-strand break repair via nonhomologous end joining; DNA recombination; DNA biosynthetic process
Cellular component (GO): DNA ligase IV complex
Molecular function (GO): ATP binding; DNA ligase (ATP) activity; DNA binding
Source: RefSeq, a predicted model, not a curated record
UUCCCAGCAAGCUUCUUCGACACAUUUAUACCCCUGCCAGUUCCCCGCCUAUAUAUAAACCCUCAACUUUCAAUUCCCUUCUAAACGCUCUCCAAAAUGUCAAGCACAAAGUUCCACGUGAUGUGCAGUCUCUUCAACUGGAUGCAAAAAAGCAAAUCAUCUGCAAAAAAGCGCUCGAAAUUUCGAAAAUUCAUCGAUAAUUUCUGCAAACCUAGCGAUUAUUUCAGCGCAAUUAGGUUAAUUCUGCCUAGUUUGGAUCGCGAGCGUGGCUCGUACGGUCUCAAAGAGUCCGUGCUCGCCACCUGUUUGAUUGAUGCGCUGGGCAUAUCGAGAGAGUCGAGCGAUGCGAUUCGGCUUAUUAAUUGGCGAAAAGGCGGUGCGAAGACGGGUGCGAGUGCUGGUAAUUUCUCGCAAGUUGCUGCUGAGGUUUUACAACUCAGACAGGGAACAACUUCAGGAGAACUAACAAUUAAGGAGUUAAAUGACAUGCUUGAUCGCUUGGCCUCGAGCGAAAACAGAGCGGAGAAGACCUCUGUUCUUUCUGAGCUGAUCCAGAAAACAAAUGCCCAGGAAAUGAAGUGGAUUGUGAUGAUCAUUCUUAAAGAUCUAAAGUUGGGAACUAGUGAAAAAAGCAUCUUUCACGAGUUCCAUCCAGACGCUGAAGACUUGUUUAAUGUUACAUGUGACUUGAAACUAGUUUGUGAAAAAUUAAGUGACAGAAGUCAGAGACAUAAAAGACAGGACAUAGAAGUUGGUAAACCUGUACGCCCACAAUUGGCUUUAAGGGUCAGUAAUGCAGCCGGUGCUUGGAAAAAGCUCCAUGGGAAAGAAGUGGUUGUUGAAUGCAAAUUUGACGGAGAUCGUAUCCAAAUCCACAAGAAUGGAGAAGACAUACACUUUUUCUCUCGGAACUUUCUUGAUCAUCCAGAAUAUGGACAUGCAAUGUCAAAGAUUAUACAAAAAAAUGUUGUCACUGACAGGUGUAUACUUGACGGGGAAAUGCUGGUUUGGGACACAUCUACGAAUCGUUUUGCUGAAUUUGGUUCAAACCAGGAAAUAGCCAAGGCCGCAAAAGAGGGACUUGAAAAUGACAGACAGUUGUGCUAUGUUGCAUUUGAUAUACUAUAUGUAGGAGACACUAGUGUGAUCCAUCAAAGCUUGAAGGAGAGGCACGAACUUAUUCGGAAGGUUGUGAAGCCCAUAAAGGGUCGCUUGGAAAUUUUGGUUCCUAAUGGGAGUACUAAUGUUCAACGUCCUUCUGGGGAACCAUGUUGGUCUCGUAUUGCUUAUAGUGUUGAUGAUGUCGAAAGGUUUUUCAAAGAAAUUAUUGACAACAGAGACGAAGGGAUAGUAUUAAAGGAUUUGGCUUCCAAAUGGGAACCAAGUGAUCGGAGUAUAAAGUGGUUGAAAUUGAAGCCUGAAUACAUUAGAGCUGGCUCAGAUUUGGAUGUUCUUAUCAUAGGAGGAUAUUAUGGCUCUGGACGUCGUGGUGGUGAGGUUGCUCAAUUUCUGGUGGGCCUGGCAGAGCGUCCAACAACAAAUUCUUAUCCUAGAAGAUUCAUCUCGUUCUGCAGAGUAGGUACUGGACUGUCAGAUGAAGAGCUUGAUGCUGUCGUAACUAAAUUGAAGCCUUACUUCAGGAAAUAUGAGUACCCAAAGAAAGCUGCGCCAAGCUUUUAUCAAGUCACUAAUAACUCAAAGGAAAGGCCAGAUGUCUGGAUUGAUAGUCCUGAAAAAUCAAUUAUACUUUCAAUAAACAGUGAUAUUCGAACAAUUAGGUCUGAGGUAUUUUCUGCCCCAUAUAGCUUGAGAUUCCCACGUAUUGACCGUGUGAGAUAUGACAAGCCCUGGCAUGAAUGCCUUGAUGUACAGUCUUUUAUAGAAUUAGUACAUUCAAGCAAUGGCACCACUCAGAGGGAGGGGAACCAAGGAGUUUUAAUGGACGACAAACCUAAACGAACAAAAGCCAGAAAUGUAGAGAAAAACAAUGUUACUGUUGUUCCAUCUCAUUUCAUUCAAACCAAUGUUUCUGAUAUCAAGGGGGAGACAUUGAUAUUUUCAAGCAUGAUGUUUUACUUUGUCAAUUUGCCUCCGACCCAGUCGCUAGAUUCCUUGCACAGAUUGGUAGCUGAAAAUGGGGGCACUUCUUCUAUGAAUCUUAAUAACACUGUUACUCACUGUAUUGCUGCCGAAAGCAAAGGGAUCAAGUUUCAGGCAGCAAAACUUCGAGGAGAUGUUAUUCACUACUCUUGGCUCUUUGAUUGUUGUUCACAGAAGAAGCUCCUUCCUUUAAAACCAAAGUACUUCCUCCACCUUUCUGAACAAUCUAAGAAAUUGUUAGAGGAAGAGAUUGAUGAAUAUUCCGACUCGUACUUUUUGGAUCUGGACAUUGUAGACCUCAAACAGCUUUUAAAUAACGUUGAUAGAUUAGAAGAUUCGAAGUCUGUUGACUAUUACAAAAAGAAAUACUGCCCAAAGGAUAAAUGGUCUUGUUUUACUGGAUGCUGCAUAUAUUUUCACCUGUCAACUCAGUCUUUGAGGAAUCCAGUAUCGAAAGCUUUGCUGGAACUUGCACGAAGAAGGUUGAAGCUUGAAGUUUCCAUGGGUGGUGGGAAAGUAUGCAGCAGUCUUUCUCAAGCUACGCAUUUGGUUAUCCAGUCUCUACUCUUUGUUGAUGUGGGUAUAGCUGGUCCAUUAAAUAGCUUCUCAACCACAGAUGUGCAUCAUAUAUGUAACAAUAAAAUGCAUGUCGUUGGGUCUCAGUGGUUGGAGGAUUCUAUUGAGAGUAGCCAAAGACUAAGCGAGGAUACAUAUAGUAUAAAGCUGGAAGGAUUAGAAGAUCUAAAUGUUGGAGAGUGCAAAAGUGAACUCAAAAUUGAAGAUGAACGUGAUAUUGAUGAUGUUGGGAAGCAGAAUCUCUUGCAUUCUCCUGGUAAAGAUGAAAAACACAGAAAAACGGAAGCCGUUGCAGUCAGUUAUAGCUCAGAUGCACCGAGUAGGAAAAGAAGAGGAAGACCUGCUAGCACAAGUAGAAAAGAUAAGAAAACUGUUAAACGCCAGCCCAAGAGGUUAAGGGCGCGAGUUGGGAACAAACUAGCGAAAAUAUGUGAAAGCGAGUCAGAUGUUGACGUGUGUUUAGAAGAUACUGGGAAAGAGGAAGAGUCUAAAAUAGACUUAGAAAUGCAUGAAAUAGAUGAAAUGGCGGGCAGGAGGGAGCAUGUAAAUACUGUAGGUCCUGAUACAGUCAAAUACUCUGAAUCAUCACAAAGAGGCAAUGUCAUUGAGAAUAUGGAUAUAGAAGGCACUGAACGUAGUAAGUGGGUUGAUACUCUUCAUGGAACUGGUAUGGAGGAGAGGAAAAGUAUCGGUUCGAAUGAGCCUGAAAAGUUAGAGGUGAUGGUUGAUCCAGUCCAAAGCCUGUUGCUCGAUAUGAUCCCAAGUCUUGGGACGCAGACUAAUGCUGUUACCGAAAGUAAACCACAGCCACAGACUAAUGCUGUUACUGAAAGUAAACCACAGCCACAGACUAAUGCUGUUACUGAAAGUAAACCGCAGCCUUCAGAACCUAAUCAAGUGCCUACAAAAAAGAAGAAAGUUAGCUAUAAAGAUCUCGCAUAUAACCUCCUUGGGGAUUAGCAAACUAUCUUUUGAGAUCUGUCAUUGCUGAAGUAGAAAAGUUUGCUUUUGGACGAGGCAAAUGCAUCUUGCAGGCUAAAGAUUGGACUCACUUGUGUAGUGUAAAUAUACAUGUGUUCUUGUUUACUUGAAAUCUAAUAUAAGUGCUUAAUUGUUGUAUACUUAUCCUGUAAGAAAGAUUUGAAAGCUCCACUAACAUCCCAAUUAUGUGGUAUCGCGACUACCGUCAACUGGCAAGUCGAAAAACUGUGUUCUGAUCGAACUUUCUAUCCUGGUUUCAUAUUUAAGUGAA